CUGAAUAUUUUUUUCGUUCCCCGCCUUGGAAUCGGGCUAUGGGAAUUCCUUUGGGUCUCCAACGCGUCUCGGCGUCGUCGUCGCGCGCGUUCCAAAAGCCGUGGGCAGAGCUUGGAAGCCCGCAUGCCAAUUUCAACUAUAAAUCCAUGCAUUCGAUGCAUCCCGCGAGGCCACGCUCUCACCCCAACCGAAAUCGACCCAAAGCGGAAGGAACUACUCGCGAUCAUCGAUGGAGACGACAGUGGCGGCACCGGGCGCCUCCGCCAGCUGCGAGAGCGAGAUCACGCGACUGCCGGAGGACCUCCUGUUGGCGUCGCUCGCGCGCGCCGGGCCGGUGGCCGCCUGCCGCGCCGCCGCUGUCUGCCAAGCCUUCCACGCAGCGGCCGACACCGACGCGCUCUGGGCCUGCUUCCUGCCCCACGACCUCCCUCCGUUCGCUGACAAGGAGCUCUCCCCACCACCGCCGUCCAAGAAGGAGCUGUUCAUGCGGCUCUCCGACGGCCCCGUCCUCCUCGCCGACGGCCUCACGAUUCUCAGAAGCUGUUGAACUCCGACAUUACCGGUGGUUGGAAAUAGGUGCCAAGAUUGACAGCAUGAUGCUCUCCCAACACACAACAUAUGCUGCUUAUAUUGUGUACAAAGUAGAAGAGAAUAGGUGGCAUGAACGGUUUACUAGCAUUUUUGGGGCAUCAAAGUUUCCUAAAGAAAGACAUGAUGGUUGGAUGGAGGGGGAGAUGGGCGGGUUCCAUAAUGAUGAAGGUGAAGACGGUGAGGUUUCCAUCAGCUUUAGGACGUUGCCAUAUGCGAAGAUUGGUCUUGUUGCUCUGGGUAUUGAGAUUAGACCUAAGGGCCUCCUCUCCACAUCGAUCGCCGGCAAGCGUGUGGCUAUUUGGCCAGCCUUCCGCGCCCCAUGUCAUCUCCCAUUGCUUGCUGAUGGGGAGGUCCUUCAACCCCUGGCGUCCAUGAAGGCGUUGUUCUUGCGGCUCUUGGACGGCCCCGUCCUCCUAGCCGAUGGCCUCACGAGCUCGUGGCUUGACAAGGAGACCGGUGGCAUAUGCUACAUGUUGUCCGCGAGGAAGCUCAGCAUUGCGUGGGGUGAUAAUCCGACCUAUUGGCACUGGAUUCCUAUCACCGGCUUCAGAUUCUCAGAAGCGGCUGAACUCCAGAAGGCUAAGUGGUUGGAAAUACGUGGCAACAUUGACAGCAAGAUGCUCUCCCAACACACAACAUACAGUGCUUACAUUGUGUACAUGAUAUCUAUCGACUACUACGGGCUUCGAGCCUUAAAGACAUUCGUUAGCCUCGGAGGAAGGAAUAAGUCAACGGGCCACGUUUGUCUUGUUGAUGGCUAUAACUACUCGGAACAUUGGCAAGUGAUGCGAGAGUAUCUUCCUGAAGACACACACUUUCCUCAAGACAGAGGUGGUGGCGGGAUGAUGGAGGCGGAGCUAGGUGAGUUCCACAUUAGUGAAGGCGACAAUGGUGAGGUUUCCAUCAGUCUUAUGGAUACGUUCAGCUCUAAGUGUGGUCUUGUUGUCAUGGGCAUUGAGAUUAGACCCAAGAAACAAGGGGUUUGAUGAGAAGUAUCUUGUUUAUGCGGGUAAAUAAUGGAUUGAGAAAUCAACUCUGUAAAUUUUUUAUUAUUCGCAAGGGUGUGGUGUGGUGUGGUGUGGAGCUAGCUCAUCACAUGAUUGCCGAGGUUAAGAACUGUACCGGAAGUCUAGAACUAAGGUGUUUUCAUUAUUCUCGUGUACAUAUAUAUGUUUUGUCUCGCAGAAAAAAAAAACGAAUAUAUGGUCCAUAAG
Molecule: messenger RNA, 1805 nt
Organism: Sorghum bicolor (sorghum)
Lineage: Eukaryota; Viridiplantae; Streptophyta; Magnoliopsida; Poales; Poaceae
Product: putative F-box protein PP2-B12
Exons: 4
Coding region: 39-1577 (512 amino acids)
Molecular function (GO): protein binding
Source: RefSeq, a predicted model, not a curated record